Carassius gibelio (silver crucian carp) is the source of this 3098-nucleotide messenger RNA. Its product is annotated as ATP-dependent 6-phosphofructokinase, liver type. Gene Ontology annotation, molecular function: ATP binding; identical protein binding; 6-phosphofructokinase activity. Gene Ontology annotation, cellular component: membrane; cytoplasm; 6-phosphofructokinase complex. The transcript has 22 exons. The record is from RefSeq and is a predicted model, not a curated record. Lineage: Eukaryota; Metazoa; Chordata; Actinopteri; Cypriniformes; Cyprinidae. Gene Ontology annotation, biological process: canonical glycolysis; fructose 6-phosphate metabolic process; fructose 1,6-bisphosphate metabolic process. The coding region runs from base 140 to 2479 and encodes 779 amino acids.
GCCCAGAACACACGAGGGGCGGAGCUACGCACGGUCCGUGCACGGCGUGAGGAGAAUAUACGAAGUGUUCACGGGAAUCAGUGCGAAGGAAAGCGCCCUGUUUUUUGUUGUUAAGUGCUCAUAUCUGCGAUCUUCCGUCAUGUAUGUGGACUUUGAGAAGCUGCGGAUGAGCGGCGCGGGAAAAGCCAUCGCGGUCCUGACGAGCGGCGGUGACGCGCAGGGUAUGAACGCGGUCGUCCGCGCUGUAACACGGAUGGGCAUUUACAUAGGAGCUAAAGUCUACCUGAUUUAUGAGGGUUAUCAAGGACUGGUGGAUGGAGGAGAUCACAUCAAACUCGCCAACUGGCAGAGCGUCACCAACAUCAUUCAGCUGGGUGGCACCAUCAUCGGCAGCGCUCGCUGUAAAGCCUUCACCACACGUGAGGGCCGUCUCUCCGCGGCGUUUCACCUGCUCCAGCGCGGCAUCACUAACCUGUGUGUGUGCGGCGGAGACGGCAGCCUCACCGGAGCCAACAUCUUCCGCAGCGAGUGGAGCGACCUGCUGGCUGAACUCGUGCAGCAAGGCCGGAUCACGGACUCUCUGGCGCAGCAGCACACUCAUCUGAACAUCGUGGGUCUGGUGGGAUCCAUCGAUAAUGAUUUCUGUGGAACCGACAUGACGAUCGGAGCUGAUUCUGCUCUGCAUCGCAUCAUGGAAGUUAUUGAUGCAAUCAGCACCACGGCACAAAGUCAUCAGAGGACGUUUGUGCUGGAGGUGAUGGGACGCCACUGUGGGUAUCUGGCGGUGGUUUCCGCUCUGGCGUGCGGUGCUGACUGGGUCUUCAUCCCCGAGGCUCCACCGGAGGACGGAUGGGAGGAUCACAUGUGCGCUCGACUCGGAGAGGUCCGCAGUAAAGGUUCUCGUCUGAACAUCGUGAUCAUCGCAGAAGGAGCCAUCGACAAACACGGCCAGCUGAUCUCCUCCAACUACGUCAAAGAUCUGAUCGUGCAGCGGUUGGGUUACGACACACGGGUCACUGUCCUGGGUCACGUUCAGAGAGGAGGAACACCGUCCGCCUUCGAUCGAGUCCUGAGCAGUAAGAUGGGUGUGGAGGCCGUGGUGGCUCUGCUGGACGCGACUCCGGAGACGUCUGCGUGUGUCAUCGGUCUGUCUGGGAAUCACGCCAUGCGUCUGCCGCUCAUGGAGUGUGUGAUCAUGACGAAAGAGGUCCAGACAGCCAUGAAUGAGAAGAGGUUUGAAGAAGCCAUUCAGCUGCGUGGAAAGAGUUUUGAGAACAACUGGAACACGUACAAACUCUUAGCUCAUCAGAAACCAGCUCUGUCUAAGAGUAAUUACUCUAUGGCUAUCCUGAACGUCGGCGCUCCGGCCGCAGGGAUGAACGCUGCUGUGAGAUCCGCAGUUCGAGUGGGACUCGCUCAGGGUCACAGGGUUUACACUGUCCACGACGGCUUCGAGGGUCUGGCCAAAGACGAGGUGACUGAGGUUCACUGGCAUGAUGUGGCUGGAUGGACGGGGCAGGGAGGAUCACUGCUGGGCACCAAACGAACUCUUCCCAACUCCUGCAUGGAGGACAUCGUGGCCAAUAUCAGCAAAUACAACAUCCAGUCGCUGCUGGUGAUUGGUGGAUUUGAGGCGUAUGAAGGGGUUCUUCAGCUAGUAGUGGCUCGAGGACGCUAUGAUGAACUGUGCAUCGCCAUGUGUGUGAUUCCCGCCACCAUCAGCAACAACGUGCCGGGCACAGACUUCAGUUUGGGAGCAGACACGGCUGUGAACGCCGCGAUGGAGAGCUGUGAUAGAAUCAAGCAGUCUGCGUCUGGAACCAAACGCCGCGUCUUCAUCGUGGAGACCAUGGGAGGAUACUGCGGUUACCUAGCAACCACCACCGGCAUCGCCGUGGGAGCAGACGCCGUCUACAUCUAUGAGGAGCCGUUCAGCAUCCACGAGCUGGAGACAAACGUGGAGCAUCUGACGGAGAAGAUGAAGAAGGAUAUUCAGAGAGGACUAGUGUUGAGGAAUGAGAAGUGUCACGAGCACUACACCACUGACUUCAUCUACAAUCUGUACUCCGCUGAGGGCAAGGGCGUCUUCGACUGCAGGGUCAAUGUUCUGGGUCACCUGCAGCAGGGCGGUGUUCCCACUCCGUUCGAUAGGAAUUUUGGCACUAAACUGGGAGUGAAGUCAGUUCUGUGGCUCACAGAGAAGAUGAAUAACACGCACAGACAUGGCCGUGUGUUUGCGAAUGCUCCAGAUACGGCUUGCGUGAUCGGCAUGAAGAAGAAAGUGAUGUCGUUCAGUCCCGUCACCGAACUCAAAGCACACACCGACUUUGAACACCGGAUGCCGCAGAAGCAGUGGUGGCUCAAUCUGCGGCCCAUGCUCAAGAUGUUGGCCAAAUAUCAGACCAGUUUUGGCGAGUAUGUGACCGGAGAGAUCGAACACGUGACGCGCCACACACUGAGCAAGGAGACCGGAUUCUGAGCGGCUGCUCACUCCAUCAUCAUCAUCAUCAUCAUCGCCUCUGAGCCAAUCAAUCCUGUCAUAACUCAUAACUGCAUUUAUAUGCUGCAUAUAACACGUUAUUAACAGAACAUCAGUGUUUAUGAACUAUGUUCAUCAGCCGUCUGCUGUGCCUCUUAUAAUAUUUCCUCCUCAUAUCUGAGUCUUUAUUAUUUCAACAGUUGUGCAUGUUUGUGUAAAGACGAAAUAGUGAAUUGUGUUUCUGUAUAAUCUGGGUUUUCUGGUUUUUGGACACAAUCUUUUCCUCUUUCUGUUGUGCUGAUUAUUUUUUUGGGCUGAUGUUUGAAGCGCUGUUUCUCUGGUGUUUGAGUAUAAUCUUGUUUUUUCUAAUUCUUUGGCUGUUGUUUGUUUCUUUAAUCCAGAAUCCUUGAUUUGUUUGAGUGUCUGCUGUUGAAUUAUUACUGAAUUAUUGUGCUCUUCUCAGUUCUCUUCUCUUCUCCUCUGAUCUGUAGAAAUACUUCAUGCCAUGUUUACUGACCAAUGUGUUAAAUUUGGAUGUCUCAACUUUUAAAGAUGCUCUUUUGUGAUUAAACCUGACAAAAUAAAUAGAGAUAUUUUCUGAUUAACAAAAAAAAAAAAU